GGGACACGCAAAACCUACUUUGCUUUGGACACUUCCGCGCGCAAGCGCAUGGGCUCCAUGGGAGAUGGCUGAAGAGGGGAGCUGGCUUCUGACCAAUCCAGAAGCAGGAGCUCCGACCGCCCGUGAGCGGCUGUGCGAAUGGGCUUGGGCGGUGAAGCACUGGUGGUGGGAGAUUACGGACCCCGUGAUUCUCAGCAGCCCUUGGCUUUGCCCCACUACUGGGCGCACCCUGCGAGUCCUCUGGGUCCUUGCUCAGUUCUUGGGUUGGUCCUACCUCAUCUUCCGGCAUCAAGGCUGGAAGGAAGCGCUGGAGGGCCCCUUGAGGGUGGACUUUGCCAUCUUGAUCUUGCUCUUGCUGGGCACGGUCUUCACCACACUGGCGAAACGGGAGGGUGUCUUGGGGAGCAUUUGCCUUUGUUUGGGAGUGAUGCAAAGCUUCGAGAUUCUGGCCCAUGUUGCUCCGGGAGAGGAGAACCACCAUUUGGUCAUUGCCUUUGUGGUGCUGUGCCACAGCAAUGUACACCCGGUGGCCCUCCUGAUUGUGUUGAUGUACUGCAUCACAUUUGCGUGGAGGUGGAGGGACAUCAUCGAGGAGAUAAGCAUUGAGUUUUCUGACAAGAGCCUCAGGAAGAUUUUGCACUACAUGGACGACAAAGAAAGAGGCUUCUGGCUCCACAAUAUCCUCUUUGAGUUCAUCAUGUUUGGAGGCUUUCUUUGGGACUUCACCUGCCGCGUGAAGUGCGUGGCGUCGGGAUGCUUCACCAACGGCGACAACGAGGACCCCUCAUCAAGCCCAGUCCUAGGGCGUCACGGGAGGCUCUUUUGCUGGGCAGCAGCCAUCAAUAGCUGGGUGUGGUGGUUGUGGCUGGUUUGGGCAAAACGGAAGAUGCUGGAGGAGGUGAAACCCCAUUGGAUGAAGUACUUCAAGGAGCACUUGCCCAGUGGUUCUUUCUAUUUUAUCCCCACGGUGCCCGUCCUGCUUCUGGUCUACUGCGGCGCGUCCGCCUGGGAGAAGGAUGUCACCUUGGCGGUUUCCUGCUGCAUUCCCCCCAUUUUCAUGUCUUUGGAGAUGACUUUGGAGCUUUCGGAUCCAAAUCACAUUGACUUCAUCGACGACCGAGCCCUGUGCCUCGUAGAGGUCCUUUUAGCAACUCAGAUCACACUCCAAGCAGGAUGCUACCCAUUGGUGUGCAUCAGCGCAAUGGGACUCACCAGCAUCUUGAUUUGCUUCACUUGGCCCUCCUGGCUGUUCCAGAAGAUGUGGAUGGACUAUCAAGAUCCAUCCACCCUGGUCCCAGUAGUGUUGGGCUUGGCUUGGAUCUUGGUCUUUUGUCACACCAUCACCUUCCACGCCCGCUGGCGCGCGAUCCGGGCCGGCAUGGAGCGCAGCGCCAGCAACGCCCAGUCCGCCCUGCGGGUCUUGGGGAUGGAGGUGGAGUUGGCACCACUUCCACGUCGUCCGUGCCUUUGCAUCGCUGCCCAUGGCGAGUGGGACUCACCGGGUGGGCCACUGUCGGCCAUGGGGCAACGGCAGGUGGCUGAACUGGCGGAAGCGCUGGAGAGGGAGGACCUGAGCUUCGACCGGAUCGUCUCCUCUCCUUCCACCGCCUGCUGGGAGACAGCCCAAGUCCUCGCUGAGCACUUCGGGAGUCAAGGGAGCAACGGUGCUGCAUCGAUGUCGGUGGUAGCGGAUGAGGAGCUGGAGCUUUUACCCGGAGAGCUGGAUGAUGCUGGUGGAGUUUCAGCGGAGGCACGAAGACGCUUUGCAGCAGCAUUCCUGCACCAGCUUGAGCAGUUGAAUUCGCUCGAGGGAGGUGUGCAGGGUCACUCAGCUGCAGUGGCAAGGUUGAACCAUAGUUGAACCGUAUAUGUCAAUGGCACCAGGUGCAUAAGUUGGUUUGACCACAGACAGAAUCAUCACGGCUAGGGUUUUUUUCUGCUCGAGCGAAUCUUCGAGGCCAUCCCUCACCCAUGAAGCGGAAUCCUCGACCUAGGGUUCGCCCAUGCGAAUGGUCAAGAACUUCGGAAUGGAUCAUGCGAAAGCCCUCGACCGACACCAUCCGACUGCGGUAUGUCGUUCUUCCUGAUCCCCCAAGAGGUCGACAGUCGUGCCGACUCCGUGUGACACUCCUGCAGCAACCACUGUACAGUACACGAAAGGGUAUUGUGUUGCAGUAGGAUAAUAGGGCUCAGAGCCGCUCGUUUCCGUACAGUCAUGAUGUGGUUUAUGUCUCCUUAAAGUACACCUUUAAGUGUUGGAAUGUUUUUGAAGAGAGGUGCAUCUGCAGGAUGUCUCUUGGUCACUCACUGCCACUAUCUCCAAGCCUCCGCCUGCGCUUUGCCUGCCUUGCGGCACCGGCCCAUCCACACCACGCGCGGCGCCGCGUGCCUGGUGGCGCUGCGCAUGCCCUCGGGGGGAGCGUGGGAGGCCUGGCUGCGGGGAGUGGGGAGCGCACAGCUUGGCUCGAGCCACGAGUUGGUGCCUUGGCUCAGCUUUGGCGAGACGAUACGCACAACGUCCCAAAAAGACCUGGGAUUUCAGUGACUUUUUGAACAUGAGGAGAUCCCCGUCACAUGUUUGUUCGGGGGUGGAUGUUUUCGCAAGGGUUGGCAAAGAGGUGCAUAUAAAUACCGAUCAAAACCAAAAACGGCCUUCAACAGCCGGGUCCCCACCGAGGCCAGCGCCUUGGCGGCGCUUCCCCCCCUGGAGACGUGCCGCGCGACCUCGGCGCUGCGCGGCUCCUCCAGCGCUUCGAGCCUCAGCAGCUCGGGCGACAGCGUGGCCUCCACCGCCAUGGUGGCAGCAGCCGAGAACGAAGGCUUCGAGAAAUACCCGAUGACUUGAAGCCGCUGACCCUGCUUCCCUCCAUGCGGACCCUGUCUCCGUCACCGGGGGACGACCAGGGUCUUUGUGCUUCCCACCGACUGCGGGUCCGGAGCACCGGAGGUUGACGGUGCUUUCCCGGAGCUGCGAAGCAGCCACCAAGAUCAUCCCGCCUUGGAUGACGUGGUGGAAGAAGGAAGACA
This is a messenger RNA of Durusdinium trenchii, 3027 nucleotides long. NCBI's taxonomy places the organism in Eukaryota, Dinophyceae, Suessiales, Symbiodiniaceae. The record is from the annotation of a GenBank genome assembly.